ACGUCGGCUACUUCAAUUCGCACGCGCACGGUAAGCGGAGCGACGAGAAGCUCAGCACCAUAGAGCGCAUGGCGCUGGCGCGAGGAUGCUCCGCCGCGCUGCGCCUCGACCCGGAGGGCACCACCGAGUCGGGGAUGCAGUCCGGGAAGGGCAUGGUGGCGCAGAGCGGCUCCAAGUCGUCGUCCGUCCCCGACGCCAAUUCCACGCCGUUGAUCGGCAACGUCUCCGGCUCGGAGAGCGAGAUAGAGAUCACGCCGAUCGUGAAGAAUCAUCUGCCGGGCAUCAUAACUGGGGACGACAUAAAGUCGCAGGAGAGAUGCGUCCCGAGCGACGCCGCCGUCGCCGCGGUGAGGCCUAUCAGACUCGAGAUACACGACACCCCGACGUCGUUGGUGUUCAAAGUGCCGUCGGCGAGAUGCCCGACGGCGAGCAGACGCAGAGAGGUCGCGCGCCCGUCGAGCUCGCCGCUGAAGAAGAGCAGCUCGAUGAACGUGAUACCCGCGUCGCCGUCGAAAGCCUCACUGAAGCGCAGCCAGAGCGAGGUGAAUCUGCACGCUAAGGAGAGGAGGACCGCGUUCCCCCUCAUCUUCGACUCCACGUCCUCGAUCGCCACCGUGGUGAACAAACCCGCCACCUGCGACAAGGUGAUACAGACGAGUCCCGACGUGUGCGCCCAGGAGUCCGUUGGCGUGCAGGUCUCGGAUCUCGAGGAGAGUGAUCCCAAUCUGCGAACGGCGAUACACUCCAUUCUCAAGGGGUCCAAGGGCACGUACAAAGUUAAGAAUCCGCGAAAGUGCGACGCCGAGGUGGGCGCGGACGCGAGGGAGAGCCGGGGGCGGCGGAACAGCUCGGACGUCUCGCGGAACGCGUCGACCUCGGCGACGCCGCAGCCCGACGAGACGGAGAACGUGUCCGGGCGGGCCAACAGCUUCGAGUACUUCCCCGGGCACACCUUCGCCGACGUGCCGAACGGGAGGGACAGCCACGUCUCGUCGGACACCGGCAGGUCCAACUCGACCCUGCCGAACAGCAGCUCCAGCGUCAACGACAAGCUCUGGGGCGACUCGGACAGCCUGGUCCGGGAUCUGGAGAGGAGCGUCAACAUCCUCAAGAGCCUGGUCGACGCCAACAAGUGCGAUAAGCAGGUGAAGAAGCGGCUGAUACAGCACGUCAUCAAGCGGCUCGUCACCGCCAAGUACAUGGACGACAAGAUCGAGCACAAUCUAGAGGACAACGUUCCCUGGAAUCCGGAUGACGCCAGGAAGAAGGUCUACAGGGCCGAGCUGCUCCAGGCCCUGGCGAACAAGCGCAGCACCACCGAGUCCUCAGACGAGUGGAACCUGCACAAGAAGGACGCGUCCAUGCACAAGUCCAUGGGGACCGCGAGCGACGUCAUCAAGGAGGUCGCGUUGGAGAGCAGCAACAGCGACAAGUUCGACCGGCACACAGACAGGACGGUGAUGGACGGCAGGAAGGCGCGGCUCGGGCUGCGCACGGACGAUUGCCAGCAGAUGAGCAACACGCCGACGGAUCCCGACAAGAGCGAGAGCUCCGAGUGCUUCGUCCCUCAGCGCAACCACAAGCACACCAAAGUGAACGACAUAUUUUGCUUCGAGAAGAGCUGCAAGCUGCCGCACCGGGAGUCGACCACGACCAACAGCAUAGCUCCGGAUCACAACAGGAUCCUGCUGGACGCCGUCGUCAACAACAGAAGGACCCCGGUCGAGUCCAACAACAACACGGACAACAACACCGACUGGCGAUUGCCGACGACGUCGUCCGAGAGGCAGUUCGAGUUGAACAAGUGCAGCAUGUCCGAGUCCGGCGACUCCAAGCUGGUGAAUUACGCCGAGAUGGAGAAGAGGAAUCAGCUGAUUUGGAUCACGAACGAGAUCAGCCACCUUUGUAACCUGAAAAAAUUGCUCGAGCAGCCCAGGCGAUUAGAGAGACCCAAGUCCUCGCCGAGAAAGUCCAAAUCGGCGAAUCUCAAGUCGAAGCAGGCGGCGAUACUCAGGCGUGAGCAACACACGGACGGCAUACACAGGUAUAUUUCCAAACGAGAGCGGAGCCCAAAUUUUCUAUGUCUGACUGGCUGUAGCCCAACAACUAGCCAUUAUUUAACCGUUCUUCCACCAAACCCCUCACUCGCUCGUAUACGUGCACGUAGAACUAACAGCGUUCAAUUUGGUGCCCGCAGGAGCGUGUCCGACCUGCGAGAGGAUUCCGUUAACGAGCCAUGGUCGUCUCACUGUAACCUGGCGGCGUGCGAGGCUGCCGGCGACACUAUGGUCCAGAGGAUCAUGAAACGCAACAGUUGCACGCAAACGGCCACAGGCGUGACGAGCGUGUACUCGAAGACCGGCGGGGAGAUUGUGUCCGCCGGCAGAGCGCGGAGAUCCGCGACGAAGCACGUUGGCGUGCAGACACUGCCACGGGAAGCCUCCUCGACGCCAGUCACGCCCGAGUCGGACGGGUACGACGCCAAGUACGCGAGUCCUGCGAAGCAGCCGUGCGCGCACUAUCAGAACGGCACCAGGUGCAGGGAUCAAUCUUGCCAGACGCACGCCACCGCGCCGUUCGCGCGUCACACGUGCGCGCGAUGUAAAGAGAGCCCGUCCGAGAGCGCGGCCCCGGUGAGGCCGCGGAAGGACCAUCAGGGGGACGCGAUGCCGGCUGUCUCGCAGCAGACGCAGACCAAUUACGCGAGCGACAACAGCGCGGCGGAGGCUGCCGCUCGCCGUCGCCGCGCGUCGUCGCAAGGCGGAGGCGUCCAGCCGAAGCAGAAGGAGGCGAAGAAUCAGAUCAACGCGUCGAAGUCGAAAUGCAGUUGCACGCGUGACAACAAGACCGCCUCCGGCGCCGUCAAGGUCAAGCGGACUGAAUAUUACAAACGGUCGUUCACGACGUGUCCGUUGUGCUUCAAGCAGAAGCCCGCUGUAGGUGUCGGCGGCACCGUCUGUGGUGCGUGCCAAAAGAAUCCCUCCUGCGCGCACGACGACGUCUCGGGGGUCGAGCAAACCUGCGGGAACGCGUGCGAGUGCGACGAUGUUUCCGCAAAUGACACGAAUAGACGGAUUAUCAUUGACAACUCUCGACAGAACUACAACGCGGAGGGCCAGGCCAGAAUGCGACCGCUGAACUACGGCGAGCAGCGCGACGCAGGGAAGAUUUGUGAUUGCGCGAACGAUUGUGCUGGAUGCCAUAAUCCGGGAACCGCCGCGGGAAUGUUGCACGAGUGUUGCUCGAGCUGCAAGGUUGACGGUAACGGCUCGUGCCGUUUCGAGUGUCGCCUAAAGAGAGCGGAGCGUCAGGCGCAAAUUUACUCCGACAGCUCGCAGGACAGCGACGUGAAUCGACAACAUAAAGUACAAAGUAGCUUAAAAUGCAAUUGCAACGAGGCUUGCUCCUGUAGUAAUAAUCAAGCGAAAGACACUGUCAAAGCGCGCAAAGUUUACGCGUCAAAACCAAAUUAUAUAGACGAUACCAGUAUUAGUAAGACCGAGAGAAAUUACAAACACUGCCGCGCGUGUGGUGCCAUGUAUAAAAAUACCAGAAAGUGUGCCUGCCGUCAAACGUAUCCCAAAGCUGUCGCAUACGAGUUAUCGUUCACGAAAGAGAAUGUCUCGAAAAACGAAACCUCUGACGUCGCGACGCCGAAAGUCGUCAAGCAACCGUUGAACGCGGCCAAGUCUGACGUCUGUCCUUGCGAUAUUAUUAAGAAAAAUCAUUCCAGCAAAAAUCAUCAGACCAGUACAUUACAGGAUUAUUUAUCUAGAAAUAAUCCCGAAUUUGUGGGCAAUGCGGAAACACGCCGGCAAUAUUUGUCGGAAAUAUGCCAGUUGCGAGAAUUGAGGAAAGAAAAGCGAAUACGGUUAUUAGCGAUGGCUAGUAUAUCCAGCGUUAUUAAAUCCGCGCCAGUACGAAAGCCAACAGUUUACAUGCAGCGAAAAAUUAGCGACGAGGAGAUGAAGGAGAGAUCACGUAAACGGUAUCUCCGGCUGAAUGAGGUGCGAUUCAAACGGCGGCAACAAGAACGGCAAGAGGAAGCACGUCGAAAUAAACUUAUGGCCAAAAUCUUUUGCAAAAGAUUGCAGCAAAAAGUAUUAAGGGGCCAAGUAGAUUUGUCGCAAAGCGUUAGCGUUAUAUCCAAUUUGUAGAAUUACUAGUGCCUAUUUAUGUAGAGUGCUAUUCUAUUUUUGCAAAUACUUAUGGCAAGAACUGUCUUAUGGAUUUUAUUGAAA
Vollenhovia emeryi is the source of this 4241-nucleotide messenger RNA. RefSeq lists its product as uncharacterized. The record is from RefSeq and is a predicted model, not a curated record. The transcript is spliced from 6 exons. NCBI's taxonomy places the organism in Eukaryota, Metazoa, Arthropoda, Insecta, Hymenoptera, Formicidae. Bases 69 to 4157 code for a protein of 1362 amino acids.